AUGGUGGACCGCUUGGCAAACAGUGAGGCAAAUGCUCGGCGCAUUGGCAUGGUGGAGAGCUGCUUCGGAGCAGCUGGACAGCCCCUAACCAUACCAGGUCGGGUACUCAUAGGUGAGGGAGUUCUUACAAAGCUUUGUCGGAAGAAGCCAAAAGCCAGGCAGUUUUUCUUGUUCAACGACAUCCUUGUCUACGGUAAUAUUGUCAUCCAAAAGAAGAGAUAUAACAAACAGCAUAUUAUUCCUUUGGAAAACGUUACCAUUGAUUCCAUUGAAGAUGAUGGUGAUCUGCGUAAUGGCUGGCUCAUUAAAACUCCAACCAAAUCCUUUGCUGUCUAUGCUGCUACGGCUACUGAGAAAUCAGAGUGGAUGAAUCACAUCAAUAAGUGUGUCACAGAUUUGCUGUCAAAAAGUGGAAAAGUGCCCAAUAGUGAGCAUGCCGCGGUCUGGGUUCCCGAUUCCGAGGCAAAUAUAUGCAUGCGUUGUCAGAAAGUCAAAUUCACCCCAGUCAGUCGUCGACAUCACUGCCGCAAAUGUGGAUUUGUUGUGUGUGGGCCUUGUUCAGAAAAAAGAUUCCUUCUGCCCAGCCAGUCUUCCAAACCAGUGCGUGUGUGCUCUUUCUGUUUUGAUAUGCUUUCCUCUGGACAACUGACUGCAACUCUCCCAAAUCGUUCUGAGUUUUACCGCGGAUCCCUUCAGUCCCCUAGAAGUAUAUCUGAUGAAGACGACGAUGAUGACAGCAGCGAUUGAAAGUGAAAUAUCGGCUUUGGUAUUUAAGUAAAACUGUUUUUGAGAUCUGUUAGCUUCCCUCAAUGACUUCUGACUUUAGCCAUAAACUAUACCUGCUAACCUUAAAAGAAAACUUGUGCCUAAAAAACUUCAAUAUACUAAUGAUAUUUGCUUUUCUGCAGGGAUGCAUUGCUGACCGCAAAUCAAAAUUCGUAGGCUGGUUGUAACCAUGAUCUCUCUAGUUAAUUGAUUUGCUUACAGUAUGUAGAGAAUAAAUAUGUCAUAUUCCUUGUGGUUUGUAUUCUGUUGUAUUUUCUCUCAAGUUUGAAAUGAAAUAUUUUGUCAAUAAAAAGCCCUUGAAUACUGCAAGUUUGAAAUUAAAUAGCUCAUAAAUUAAAAAAAACCUUAAAAACUGCUCUGAAACAAUUUCAGAGGAGUUUGAAAUUUGAUACAAUUGGAAUAGGAUGUCCAGCAGAUUUGUUAAACCAGGUAUCAUUGACUCUUAUUUUAAUAUUGUCCAGUUUUUACACACACAAGGAUCUUGGCGCUUAGCAGUUGUAGUGUGAUUCAUUAUAUCGUACUACAGUGGAAAUAAGUGACUAAGCGAUGAAUAAAAGGGGAAGAGCUUAUCUUCACAUUGUGCACUUCAAACUGAGACCCAAAAAAGGGAGGUGUUUGUUGAAAAUUAUUUCUCCCUUCAAAGAAAGUCACCUAUUCCUCGUAGUUUAAAAAAAACACAUUUUAAAGAGCUCAAUUGGAAAUGGUGAGAGAAUUUACAGACUGCUUUUUUCAAGUAAUUACAAAACCAUUUCAUUAAAUGUCACUAAGUAAUUUUCAUACAAUUACUUUUGAAAAUUAAUGUUUUAAUAUUUGAUCUUCAAUGUUUAUAGAAUGUUUUUGUUGUAGUUACAUUUUAAAUUAAACUUUUAUUCAAGAAACAAUUUAUAAUGUUCUAGUUCACAUUAACAAGAUUGCUUCUGUGCACUUGAUUUUGCCAGUUGCUCCAGUGCACUUGAGUUUAUUAAUUUCUUGAAGGCUUGUUAUUUAGAAUGGGAGAAGGGUUAAAAAUUGACUAAACAUUGGCUCUUAGUUUGCAGAGUUUUUUCACUUCGUCAAUCUCCCUGCAUUGUUCCUUUGGCACAUUUAGCUGAUACUUAGAUUUACGUUUGAGCAAAAGUGAAUUAAUGAACGAUGUUGCCUCUCUGUACUGACUAGCUGAAAAACAAAAUAGGAAAAUGGGAAAUUCACUGACUAUCUUCUGUUUUCAGGAGCAAACGGUUUGUCAUGGUCACUUUUAUAAUCACAAAUUUGGGUAUCAGUGUGAUCCUGGUGUGUGUGUGUCAUCCAGUUAACUGAAAUGCUCAUUGUUGGAUUAAACCUCAUUAAAUUUGAGGGCUUUUAAGGAUUUCACUUCAAACAUUGAUUUGUAAGGUUAUGGACUGAUCUUGCUACUGGUAAGAUUAAUCCCAAGGCAAAAAGCUGAGAGUGUCAGAUAUGUGACUGUGAGCUGCAUACGGUGGAUAUCUAAAAAAGUGUUAAAAUUUGCAAUUUUAGCACCUCAGGCAGCAGCUCUGAAGAAAUUUGUGCUUUGAGUUGAUAACUUUCAUUAGAACUGAUGGAAAUUACCUGGGUGAAAUGUUAAUUUUCUUUCUCUGUAAAGAGAUGCCGACAGUU
Molecule: messenger RNA, 2400 nt
Organism: Hypanus sabinus (Atlantic stingray)
Lineage: Eukaryota; Metazoa; Chordata; Chondrichthyes; Myliobatiformes; Dasyatidae
Gene: plekhf2
Product: pleckstrin homology domain containing, family F (with FYVE domain) member 2
Exons: 1
Coding region: 1-747 (248 amino acids)
Molecular function (GO): phosphatidylinositol binding; metal ion binding
Source: RefSeq, a predicted model, not a curated record